This is a messenger RNA of Linum trigynum, 2043 nucleotides long. Lineage: Eukaryota; Viridiplantae; Streptophyta; Magnoliopsida; Malpighiales; Linaceae. The record is from the annotation of a GenBank genome assembly.
CACUAAGGGGUCGUUUGGUUUUGAUGAUUGUUUGGUUGAGAUAGUUACAAUGCAUGUGUAGACACCACAUUUUGUCCGGUUCUUUUAAUUUGUGAAAACCAAACGACCCCUAAACUCUUUGAGCAGUUGCACUUCGACGUCUCCAUCGCGGAUUGGUUGGAGAAGGCAAUGUCGGGUACCUAGAAUUUGCAUUGUCAUCAUUGCCUAUUGUUUGAAUACCUUCUUCGCGGGCCAUGGUGGCAGUUUAGAGUCAAGGUUGGACUCGGAGGGAUUGCAAUCGGGGUCGUCAAAAAGGAGAAAUGUUGGUGGUGGUGGUUUAGCAGUUCCACAAUCCCUAAUCCCCAAAUCGUCGUCACCAUCUCCACCAUCACCAUUGACGGAAAUGGAGUUGUUGCUUCAGGUGUGGUUGCAGAUUGAUGUCAUCAAAGUCGGUUUGUGGAGGAGCUAAUGGUGAUUGUCGGCGACGUUGUGUGGCUGCAGAUGUUCAUUGGGGUCUGGAUUGGGAACGACUAUUAAGAAGAGAAGGAGAAGACAUAUUUGGAUUUUUUAAGCUACUUCUCCUCUCUCUUCUUUACCCUUCUUUUCCCCCUGUCGCCGCUCCCCAUACGACAGAGAUGGAAUUCCAUCGUUUUCCUCCGGCUCUUCAAAAGUCUAGAAUUGGGCAUGUCUCGUUGCUUCUCUUCCUCUUCUUUCCCCUUCUUUUUCUCUCUCUUCUUACAUAAACAUCGACUCCAAGUUCGCCGGCAACUGCUCUAGCACUUUGGACGGUGAGACCAGAAGUCAUCGCCAGGUCGCAAGUCUCUCUCCCCUUAAACAACGUAACCUCCUUGAUCAACUCAGGAUUGGAAAAGGGCGAAAUGGCAUAGAAGUGCGAUAGAGGGAGUAUUGGUGGGUUUGGGGGAUUGGAAAAGGCUAAGGUUUUUAUCUAUUGGUAUGCUACGAUUUGGGAAUCGUCAUUGAAGGGGUAGAUAUUUGAGCAAUUGAAAAAGUUCCAUGGGGUUCGGGGGAGAUUUGGGAGUGUCAAAUUGGAAUCCAAAACUUUAUGGUUCAGGGGAAAAGAAAAAGAAAUCAUAGUGGGGGAAGGAGCAUAGGAGGGAUUGGAAAGGUUUUGGUGUCUGCAGAAUAUCAUUAAGGGGUUGGAUUGGAUUGAGCUAGAUGGAGUGGGCAAAGAGAGUGUUGUUACUCUUGCUGCAACGGGUCAAAAAAGAGGAAUAAGGGGAAAACAGGGAAACAAAGUGCUAAUAACACCUAAAUUGGUGUUAUUUAGUCCUCACACCUAGGCUCUCUUUGGCUCAUUUCAUGUGCAUAUUGAAAGAUACAUUGUCAAUUACACCUCUAUUUUGUUCCUCGAAGAAUAUAUCGUUAUAUUAGAGUGUAUUAGACAAUUAGGUACCAAAAGGACACAAGUAGUGUAGCAGGAAUGGAGCAAAGCUGAAGAUCCCGAUCGAGAAAAGAGCAUGCAAAGUGAGAGCUAUGAUCGCGACCAGUGGAGCAAAGAUCACGACCGCGAUGUUGGAAGCUCUAUUCGUGAACUUUAGGAAGGAGCCAACCCAGGAGAAGCAGAGAGUUUUGCCAGUCGAAUCACAUUCUUCACCUUCCCAGCCCGAGAGAAAGAUCGUGGCCGCGACCGUGAAGUCAGCCCGCGAUAUCCCCUUGGACAAAGAGCAGAACGACGACACUUGAAGAUCGUGGCCUCCCUGCUCAAGUUCUUGCCCGGUGAACUUUAACCUACAUCCAUGAACUUGCCCAAAAUCUUUGAAUUUUAUAAAUAGGGGGUUCCGCCCUUGAGAAGAUUGCUUUUGGAAAAAAAAAAAUUAUUCUAGAGAGAGAUUAGAGAGAGAAGUAGAAGCUUGGAGAAGAAGUGGAGGAGAACUUUGGAGGAGAACUUCCAUCAAUUGAAGACCCUUUAUUCAUGAUUUCUUCUCCUCUUUGUAUGUCUUUACUUCUCCUCUUCAUGGGGUAAUCUCCCGAGGUACUAUGGAUAAUACUCCUCAAACCCUAUUUUAGGUUUAUAAUGUAGAUGAAUGAAUUAUGUUAGGCUUU